Messenger RNA from Medioppia subpectinata, 678 nucleotides. NCBI's taxonomy places the organism in Eukaryota, Metazoa, Arthropoda, Arachnida, Sarcoptiformes, Oppiidae. The record is from the annotation of a GenBank genome assembly.
CAUGACUUCAGUUAUGAAAAGCUCAUCGAAUAGCAUGUAAACCAUAGAUCGAUUCACUAUAACCCGAUCGCCACUACAUUUCCCUUACCUGUGCUGCCAUUGCAUUGCUUUUCUAAAAAAGGCAUGAAUUAAACCGGAGUUUUCAUUGGUUUUACGGCACUUUUUUGCAUGAAUUCAUUAUCAAAAUCAAUAUUUUUGUUCACAUUCACUGAUUUGUUCACAACCAAGACUAUGCACCCCCUCGUCCUCCACCACCAAUGGCGGGUUCAGCGCCACCGAGACCUCCACCGCCUGAAACUGAUGAUGAAUUUGAAAUUCAAUUCCCAGUCUUGCAACCAAACCAACCGAUUAUGAUGGCGGCGCAUGACUUGCAUCUGGAAGUGAAGCAGUGGUCGAGCAAAGAGAAUGAGAUCAUCGCUGCGGCCAAAAAGAUGGCACUUCUUAUGGCAAGACUGAGUCAAUUGUGUGGCGGAGAGGGCGGAACCAAAAAGGAUUUGAUUGCCUGCGCCAAAGCCAUUGCUGAGGCAUCUGAAGAAGUGACACGACUGGCCAAAGAUCAGGCAAAACUGUGCACUGAUAAGAGAAUGAGAACUGUAAUAUUCUUCAAGUUUGCGAAAGAAUUCCAACCAUUGGAACCCAAUUAAGAAUUUUAUCUACUGUUAAAGCGACCAUGUUGGG